AUGACUUUGCGACUUUGCUGGGCCUGGAUUUUUAUCCUUCUCCUCCCUGGUCUCUCAGAUGGAGGGAAACUCCUGGUGGUACCCAUGGAUGGAAGCCACUGGCUCAGCAUGAAGCAAAUGGUUGAAAAACUUGUCGAGAAAGGACACGAAGUGGUGGUGGUGAUGCCAGAAGUCAGCUGGAGGAUGGGAGCAGCAAAGGAGUACACGGUGAAAACAUUCCCAGUGUCCUACACAUUAGAAGAGCUGGAUCAUUCCUUCAAUGUAAUCUAUGAGAGUCACCUGAACCAGGGCCCUUUCCCACUGAACAUUCUACAGCUGCUGGAGAGUACAAAAGAGAUGUUCCGUUUAUUUGCAACUCAGUGCAAAGACCUGUUCAACAACAGGGAGAUCAUGCAGUACUUGAAUCAAAGCAGCUUCGAUGCUGUCCUGACAGACCCCAUCAUUCUGUGUGGAGCAACCCUGGCCAAUUAUUUGUCUCUUCCUGCUGUGUUCUACGUGAGAGGACUUGCUUGCAACCUACAUUAUGAAAUACCCCAGUGCCCAAGCCCUCUGUCCUACGUACCAAGGUUCUUCACCCUCAACUCAGACCAAAUGACAUUUUUCCAGAGAGUGGAAAAUGCCCUGGUUGCCUUCCUGGAACUUGAGUAUUGUCAUCAUUUCUCUGAAGAUGCACGCAAGUUAUCCUCUGAAGUUCUUCAGAGGGAUGUGUCCUUGCAAGACCUCCUGAGCUCUGCCUCCAUUUGGCUUCUGAGGCUUGACUUUGUGUUCGAGUAUGUCCGGCCAGUGAUGCCCAACAUGGUCUUUGUGGGAGGCAUGAACUGUGCUAAGAGGAAACCCCUCUCUCAGUGCAAGGACCUGUUCAACAACAAGGAGAUCCUGCAGUACCUGAAUCAAAGCAGCUUCGAUGCUGUCCUGACAGACCCCAUCAUUCUGUGUGGAGCAACACUGGCCAAUUAUUUGUCUCUUCCUGCUGUGUUCUUCAUGAGAGGAUUCCCUUGCAACCUACACUAUAAAGCACCUCAGUGCCCAAGCCCUCUGUCCUACAUCCCGAGGCUCUUCACCUUCAACUCAGACCAAAUGACUUUUUUCCAGAGAGUGGAAAAUGCACUGGUUGACUUCCUGGAGCUUGGGUACUGUAAUCCUUUCUAUGAAGAGGGCAUCAAGUUCUCCUCUGAAGUUCUUCAGAGGGAUGUGUCCUUGCAAGACCUCCUGAAUCCUGCCUCCAUUUGGCUUCUGAGGUUUGACUUUGUGUUUGAGUAUGUCCGACCAGUGAUGCCCAACAUGGUCUUUAUUGGUGGAAUAAACUGUGCUCAGAAGAAACCCCUGCCUAAGAUUUCUUUUGGACUCUUUGACAGGCUCAUGCAGAGCCCAGAGAGCUUCAUAAAGAACAAAGGCAAAUACAGGAUAAUAUGA
This is a messenger RNA of Chaetura pelagica (chimney swift), 1413 nucleotides long. Its product is annotated as UDP-glucuronosyltransferase 1-8-like. The record is from RefSeq and is a predicted model, not a curated record. Gene Ontology annotation, molecular function: UDP-glycosyltransferase activity. Lineage: Eukaryota; Metazoa; Chordata; Aves; Apodiformes; Apodidae. The coding region runs from base 1 to 1413 and encodes 470 amino acids. The transcript has 3 exons.